Molecule: messenger RNA, 1918 nt
Organism: Diuraphis noxia (Russian wheat aphid)
Lineage: Eukaryota; Metazoa; Arthropoda; Insecta; Hemiptera; Aphididae
Biological process (GO): regulation of transcription by RNA polymerase II
Cellular component (GO): nucleus
Molecular function (GO): protein binding
Source: RefSeq, a predicted model, not a curated record
UAGCGUUUUGCGUUUUACAGUUUAAUGACCUUAUUGAUAUCUAUUUUCAAUUUGUUUUUUUUUUUAUGAUAACCAUGUUCUAUUAUUUUUUUUGUUUUUCUAAUAUUUACUGUGGUGUGAAUCGAGUUUUGAGUAUAGAGUAGUCACUAGUCAUUAAUUACUUAUCCCCGCAUACUUCUUAUCGCUCAAUUUAUCAUUUUAAUAGAGGGUUUUUCUUAAUUUUGUGUUUGUUACAUUAACAAUUAAUUGUUAUUUCGUGAUUGGCGUGACAUCGAAGAAGAAACAAACUACUAAAACCGAAAAAGGCUGGUUUUUAUCAUUUGUAUUCCUAAGGUUAUGAUAGAUUGAAAGAUUUUGUCAGGUUGUUCCCAAACCAGACAUUUUUUAAUAUAUCAAUGCGGCCCACAACUGAGGACAAUAUGAACUCAUUAGCACCCCAACAAUACUGUUUACGGUGGAAGUAUCAUCACUCAAAUUUACAAGCAAUGUUUUCGCAACUUUUAGAACGGGAGAGUUAUUGUGAUGUUACAUUGGCUUGUGAGGGAAAAACCCUUAGAGCCCAUAAGGUUAUGCUUUCUGCUUGUAGUACUUACUUUGAUACUAUAUUAUCACAGCAUGAUGAGAAUAAAGCUAUAGUUAUUCUUAAAGAUGUUAAGUUCUCUGAUAUUCAAGCUCUAGUCAGUUUUAUGUACAAAGGAGAAAUUAAUGUUGAAAAUACUGAGCUUUCUUCUUUGUUAAAAACUGCAGAAGAACUUAAGAUUAAAGGCUUGGCUGAAGUAUCGUGGAGAUCAGAUCAAGAACAGCAAAAUCAAAGUUUUAAUGUAACUGCUGAUGAGUCAAAUAUUAGCAAGAAAAGAAAAUUGGAUUCAACGCUUGCUACUACUGCUAAUAUAAAAAAAGAGUUUACUGAUAAACAACAAGAAAAUGAUGAAAUGAUGGACACAGCAGAUGUUGAAGAUGAGUCUGAACCUGACCAGUCAAUUUGGGAACCAGAAAUGCAACAUGUUGUUGAUACUGACAAUGUAGAGCUUCCUAAACCAACAACUGGUACAGUAAAUGUAACUAGUUUUUCUUCUGAAGAAGAAAGAGCAAGUAGUGUCACUAAUGUUAGCCAAGGAUUCAGUGAACAACCAGCACAUGUUCCGGAUUUAAGUCAAUUUUCUGAUGUAAUGAAAAUGAAUGACUAUUUAGAAUCAGGUGGACGUCGUCCACAAUUUUGGGAAGAACCUUUUACGAAAAGACUUAUGGAAGCAAUAAAAAAUAAAGAACUAGAAAUGAAAGUUGCUGCAGAAUUAAUGGGAGUGUCUUAUGGAACCCUUUACGGUAGAUAUCGAGAUGCUUAUGGUUGCUUAAAACAUCCUUAUAGAGUUCGAGAUUUUUGGUUGGAACAAGGUCCAGCUGAUGUUUUGGCUAAAUUACAAAGAAAAGAACUAACUCUAUUCCGAGCAGCGGAAAUAUUGAAUGUCACUGUAACCACAUUGGCUAACUACUUGUCAACAAUGAGACAAGGAGAUAAUUCACUUACUGUAGCCUCUGCUACUAUAAAUGCUACUGACAAAUCAACAUUUAGAGUAGAUGCUUUGUCUGAAAGUGAUAGAGAAGAAGGUUCUGAUGAAGAUGAUGAAGACAAUGAAGAAAUUGAAAAUAUUAUAACAAGUAGUACUACUCAAUCUCAACAAAAUAAACCAGAUAUCACUUUUGUUACAGCACCAGGUUCAAUAUCUAAAGUGAACAAUCUAAAUGGUUCAAUCUGGAUCUAAAAAUGAUUGGAUUUCAAAUUAACAAAAUUAUUUAAUGGAUCAAGAAAAGUUUUCAAUCAAUUUAUGCUAUUUGUGUAAUCUAUGAAUGAACCAUAACACUGAACAAGUUACAGUUAUAGAUGAAUCAAUGCCAAAAUUAUUUAUCCCCCAUUAAAUCA